Molecule: messenger RNA, 3717 nt
Organism: Arachis stenosperma
Lineage: Eukaryota; Viridiplantae; Streptophyta; Magnoliopsida; Fabales; Fabaceae
Product: mitogen-activated protein kinase kinase kinase YODA
Exons: 14
Coding region: 584-3256 (890 amino acids)
Biological process (GO): protein phosphorylation
Molecular function (GO): ATP binding; protein kinase activity
Source: RefSeq, a predicted model, not a curated record
GUUUCUAGCGCUAGUUCUCUCUUCUACUCUCUACUCUCUCCCCGUUCAUAUUCUUGUUCUUCCUCGUCCUCCUUUCUCUUCGUUCUUGUCACACUCUCUGUGCUUUCUUAGCUUCUUCUCUUAGCGGUGUCUUUAAAUAACACCCUGAGCUUCGUCUAUCCGUCAAAACGUCGACGUUUUGGAUGCUAAGAAACACAGCAUUGAGUUUUCUAAUCUUCCGUGAAAAAAAAAACCGCUUAGAGAGAUAAAACGGAGGCAAGGAACUUUGAUAAUUUUUUCUCCCUUACUGGAAAUUUCUCUAAUAAAUGCUAAGUCAUGCAAUGUACCUUCAGAAUCAUCGAAUCCUUGGAGUGAUUCUUUCUUUGUUGGAGUGCAAAUCCUGCCUUAAGUCCAUUUUUGUCAAAUUUUGAAUCCUGCAUAGUUCUUGUGGUUCUACAUGAGCUAUAAUUUAUAAGAACAAUGCAGCACUCUUCAUUAGAAGAGAUACAUUUCAAUGCCACAUAAGACUUCGCACACAUAGUUUGCCAAGAUUUCCUUCAGUUUUCUCUUAUUUUCCCUGUGUUUGACAAGCUUUUGCCUAAACAUGCCGAUAUGGUGGGUGAAGUCUAAAGAGGCGAAGGAGAGAAAGAAGUCAAAAAGGGAAAGUAUUAUUGAUGCAAUACAGCAAAAAUUUAAGAAUGCUUCUGAAAAGAUACGCAAUGACAAAUCCAAAGGAUCUAGAAGACAUGUUAUUGGCACCAGGUCAGAGAAGCAAUCCCAAUCUGUUGUAGCUUCAAGAAUAUCAUCACCCUCCUCCACAUAUGUGUCCCGCUGUCGAAGUUUAUCAGAAUUAGAAAGGCCUCUAUUUCAGCAGCUCCCACUGUCAGGGUCGCACCUUCCUGUUGUCAGUGACGCAAAUUCUGGAAUUUGUUUACCAUCAAGAAUGGAAAGAGCUAGUGGUUCUAAGCAAUCUCCAUAUUGUCCCCUACCGGCAUCUGGUGUUGUUUCCAACAGGGGAUAUCCUACUGAUGCUGAGGGAUAUAUAGAUACCGCAUCUGUUUCAAGUGAUAGCUCUGGUUAUAGUGGUGACUCAUCUGAUUCACAUCUCAUUAGUCCUCUGGCAACCGACUAUGAAAUUGGAAACAGGGCCACCAUUAACAGGUCUUUCAGGUUGGUGCACAGGAACAGAUCACCUGUUACUUUCCAGAAUGACUUAGGAGCAUCCUCAAGCCCAGCUCCUCAAAUGUGCGGUGUUAAGAAUCCAUCUACUUCACCAAAACGGAGUCGUUUGCAUUUGCCCAAUCUAAAAAUAGGCCGUACCUGUGGUUUAUUCAGUGCUCAAGAAAGGUCAACAUCAAGUCCUUCUAGAAGUCCAGUGAGAGCACUUGGCCCUGACCAGCUAUUAAACUCUGCACUAUGGACAGGAAAGCCUUGUCCAUAUGCAGCAUCAGGGAAUUACUCUAGUCCUGGUUCAGGCCAAAACUCAGAUGUUGGGGAUCUGCCAGGACAGGUAAUUUUGCCUCUUAACAGGUACAGCCCUGAGUGUUCUCCUAUACCUAGUCCGAGAAUGACAAGCCCUGGUCCCCGUUCCAGAAUACAGGGUGGUGCUGUCACACCUCUUCAUCCACGAGCUGGCACCUUCCCUUUGGAAAUAACUACAAGACAUCCUGAUGAUGUUACUAAAAAAACUCAUCCUUUACCGCUUCCUCCGAUAACAGUCACCAGUUAUUGUCUUUCUCCAAACUAUUCUUCAUCUACAACUCCAUCAGCUCCUCGCAGUCCUGCCAGAGCAGAGAUCCAAACAAGCCAAGUUUCACGCUGGAAAAAGGGGAAGUUGCUCGGAAGGGGGACAUUUGGACAUGUUUAUCUUGGUUUUGACAGUGAAAGUGGUGAGAUGUGCGCGAUGAAGGAGGUAACGCUUUUUGCAGAUGAUGCUAAAUCAAGGGAAUGCGCACAGCAACUUCAACAAGAAAUUAUGCUUCUAAGUCAGUUGCAGCAUCCAAAUAUAGUUCGAUAUUAUGGUUCUGAAACGGUAGAGGACAAACUUUACAUAUACUUGGAGUAUGUCUCCGCCGGGUCUAUUUACAAACUGCUUCGAGAGUAUGGCCAGUUAGGUGAAAAUGCCAUUCGUAAUUAUACUCGGCAAAUUCUAUUAGGACUUGCGUAUCUGCAUGCUAAGAACACUGUCCACCGGGACAUUAAGGGAGCCAAUAUACUAGUGGACCCUAAUGGACAGAUAAAAUUGGCAGAUUUUGGGAUGGCAAAGCAUAUAACUGGGGAGUCUUGUCCAUUUUCAUUCAAAGGAAGUCCUCACUGGAUGGCACCUGAGGUUGUACAUAAUUCAAAUGAUUGUAAUCUUGCUGUUGAUAUAUGGAGUCUUGGCUGCACUGUUCUGGAGAUGGCUACGACAAAACCACCUUGGAGCCAGUUUGAGGGGGUGGCUGCUAUAUUUAAGAUUUUACAGAUGAAGAAACUGCCUGAAGCACCAGAACAUCUAUCAGAAGAUGGGAAAGACUUUGUGAGGCUUUGUCUGCAAAAAAAUCCCCAGGACCGCCCAUCGGCUGCGCAACUUCUAGAGCAUCCAUUUGUCAAAAAGGCUACACUAGAAAGAACCAUUCUGACUGUACAUCCUUCAGAAGCAUCACCAGCUAUUGUAGAUGAACUGAAAUCUCUGGCCAUUGGACCUGCAAAACAUAAUUUGUGCUUAGAGUCAGAAAUGGGUGGUGGUACCAGUCGGCCAAGAAGGUUGAGAAUCGGCUCUGCAUCAAGCGAUGUGCAUAUACCAAGGAACAUGUCAUGCCCCGUUUCUCCCCUUGGACAGCGGCCUUUGGGAACAUUUGAUGUGGCUGGAAGAGUGCCUACAGUUCCAGUAGUUAGUCCUCGUACCACAUCUGGCCUAUCCACACCAUUCAAUGAUAGUGGUCGUACAAUCUCGUUUCAUGGAAACAAGCAGCCGAUGUUCUCACAUGAAGCUGCAUGUCUGAUGCUAAGGUCUCAGGAUGGGUUUCAUUAUCAGGAUCUUACACAUGAUGCCCUUCGAGUAACCAGACCUUCUCGGGAUGUAAUAAUUUCAUCUGAUGAUGAUGCUCUUGCAACCAAUUAUAAGAGGGUUGUCCGAAGAGAAUUUUAUAAUGUGCCUCAAACGCCCAUGAGGGAUUGUGUUCGGAUGAAUACUUACUUAGACUGCCGAGCCAGUACUCCCAGGCAAGGCCCGACAACACAAAUGGCAUGUCACCUGCACUUCAGUGACCAGAGGGGACACCGUGCAUGUGAAUAAUAAACGUUCUAAGACGGUAUAUACAUCAUAGGGUGCAUUAGCAUAAACAUAUACCAUAAACAUGCUGGAGGAAUAUAGUUUAACUAUUAUCUAUAGUCAAACGUGAGUGUUUUGCGCGGGGAUGUAAGCGUUCCCCAAUUGACUCAUGUUUGAGACAGUAGUUUACAGAGUGGGACCAAAACCCCUUGUAGAUGCAAAAUUUGCUGUCCUCACCCAAGGUAUUUUAUAUUUCAUCAUCUCAGCUGAAAAUGGUGGAGGGACCAAAAAGCAGAUUUGUAGAAACAUAUUUACUGUAUAGAAUAUAUAUAUAUAACUAGAAAGUAGAAACUCAACACAAUUUUGAGUUUAGCUAGAAUUUCCUCCAUUUUGAAUAAUGUUCUGUGGGAUUGUGUGCUACAAGAGGCGUUGUAUUGAAUAAACUUUAUAUAUUUCAAAAAUAAAUCUACCUCUGUCUGGACUUU